Molecule: messenger RNA, 2497 nt
Organism: Pleuronectes platessa (European plaice)
Lineage: Eukaryota; Metazoa; Chordata; Actinopteri; Pleuronectiformes; Pleuronectidae
Product: inactive serine protease PAMR1
Exons: 11
Coding region: 185-2497 (770 amino acids)
Biological process (GO): proteolysis
Molecular function (GO): serine-type endopeptidase activity
Source: RefSeq, a predicted model, not a curated record
UGGAGCACUGAUUGGGAGGUCGAACACUCUCAAAGCAAGUGAAAACCUCUCGGGAGGAAUGGGUUAAGGAUUUCUGUCCAUUCUGCCGAGAUGGAAGAAUUCAGUGUUCUGAGCAGAGAGGAUGAUCUGACCCGGAGCUGGAGCUUCUCUCUCUGAACCUCGUUGGACGUGUGCUGCAGCUGAGAUGUUCCCGUUCCUCACGAGGAAGAUGAACGUGGCCCCGGAGCUCCUCUGCCUCCUCUUAAAUAUCUGUUUGUGUGUCACAGCUUGGCCACGUGCUCCCACAGGGGACACCUGCCCGAGCGCCGAGUGGAGCGUCAUGUGUCGUCCGUGUUGUGAGUACCAGCUGAUCCAGUGCCGGUGCCCCUCCAAAGGGUCGAGGGUGGGUUACACCGUCCCCUGCUGCCGCAACGCUCUGGAUCAGUGUGACCCCUGUAUCAUCCACCCAGGUACUGCCUCACUCCAGCUCGUGCAAAGCUGCAGCCUGUUCGAGAACUGCAAAACCUGCCACAACGGGACCUGGAGGGCCAACGACGAUUUCUUUGUCGAUGGGAAGUUUUGCACCGAGUGUCGCCAAGGCUGGAGCGGGGGGGCCUGUAAAACAUGUGGAGGCGUCCUCCAGCGAGCUCAGGGGCUCGUGGCCCUGGAGAGUUACCCGACAAACGCCCGGUGUGAGUGGAGGGUGCAAGUGCAGAGGGGCAGAAGCAUCGAGCUCAGGUUUUCUCUGCUCAGUCUGGAGUCCGACCACACGUGUCGAUACGACUACGUGGAGGUGCGCGACGGCCACGACCUGAGCUCCCCUGUGAUUGGCCGGUUCUGUGGGGAUCGGCUGCCUCCACCAAUAAAAAGCUCCGGGAACCUCCUGCACAUCCUGUUCACCUCAGAUGGCUACAACAACUUCGAUGGAUUUGUUCUCACUUUUCAGGAGAGUUCAGCCCCUGGUGAUCCAGGCUGUGGACCCCCAGAGGAACCAGUGAAUGGAUACUGGCUGCCAGUUUACAGCCUCCAGCAGAAGCUUGUGUCUGUGAACUACCAGUGCCGUCCACCCUUCACCCUCCUCGGCUCCCAGCAGAGGAGCUGUCUGCCUGGUGGCCUGUGGAGUGGCAGCGCCCCCACGUGUGUGAGAGGCCCAACGAGCCGAGUCCAGUGUGCCCCCCCACCCAAAUUGCUCAACGGCUACUACAGGCCGGCUCAGGACCCAGCAGGGGGCGGGGGGGCGGAGACGAUGGAGUUCUUCUGUAAGAACUCCUUCGUUCUGAGUGGAAACCACCAGAGCACCUGUCUCUCUAAUGGAUCCUGGAGUGGCAGGCCGCCGAAGUGUGUGAGAGCCUGUCGAGAGCCCAAAGUGUCGGAACUUGUGCGACAAACUGUUGUGAGGCCGCGUCUAGAGACUCCAAACCAGCGGCUCUCAUCCAGGUUCAACAUCCACCAUCUGUCGUCCACUGGUUCCAUCCCACUGACACUGGACCGACUGUCUCCUAUGGACAGACAUGACGUCUCAUUGGACGAGCUUCCUCGUGGCUUUCACUCAGUACACACGAGCAUCGAGUACCGGUGUGCAUCGCCCCUCUACCGCCACACGGGGAGCUCCAGACGCAGCUGCCUGAAGAGCGGCCGGUGGAGCGGGCGCCACGUCUCCUGCUCGCCGGUUUGUGGCAAACUCGACACCUUCAGUCCUCAGAACCUCUCAGAGACUCAGUGGCCGUGGCACGCAGCCGUCUACGUCCGCUCGCCCCCUGAUCCGACGGCCCGGGGCCACAGGUCCCAGGGAGCGAGCGGCGGCCGGGAGGCCUCGGAGGAGUCCACCUUCUGGCUCCUGGCCUGCAGCGGGGCUCUGCUCGCCCAGCGCAGCGUCCUGGUGGCAGCUCGGUGCGUGGUGGACCAGGACGAGCGGCGGCCGCUUCACCCCGCGCACGUGAAGGUCGUGAUCGGCGUGCAGCAGCAGCACCGGGCGUCCGGGGCUCAGUCGAGAAGCCUGCACCAGCUCAGGGUUUCAGAUAUUUUAAUCCAUCCAAACUUUGCCUUCACACCAGACGCCAGCGUGGCCGUGCUCAGGCUGAAAGACAAGGCCCGGAUCAGCGAGCGCGUGCUGCCGGUGUGUCUACCCACAAUGCACGGCGGGGAGGGGACGGUGCGGCAGGCCUACACCUCCAGGUGGAUCCCACCGGACAACCACAGGCACCUGAGCCGCUUCGCUGCCCCGAGCCAGACGGAGCUGGUUGAGUGGAGGGACGUGGCUCGCUGUGAAGAGGAGUCCGCUCGGGGGGGAACACUGUGUGGCGUCAGGAGGCCGGUCAGUCCUCAAAGCCCCUGUGCUGUGCCGGGCCUCACCACCCUGCCAGCUGUGCCCCCCCCCACAGGUCGAGCCUCCAGCCGCUCCGGGUGGCAGCUGCUGGCGUUGGAGAGUUUCAGCUGCGAGGAAAACAACCGACAGACUCACUCAGCUCAGACUCCAGUCGGCAGCUUUCUGGACUGGAUAGAGAGGAACAUGAAUUGA